AUGGCCGAGGUGAAGUCCCGCAGAACCACGGUCUCAUGUCGCGGUUGCGGUCGCCGUAGCCGGGGCUAGCGGCGUCUCUCCACCUGGAAGAUCUUGGAUUCAGACCCGGAAGGCGCCGCAUCUACGGAGGUCGGCGCGGAAGCCCUGGACGCGGUGAGCAAGCUCAGGGCGUCAACUAAGGCGCCGCGCGCGGAUCAGGUCCUGCGGCGCCUGGCGGUGUGUGUCUGUCGCUUGUCGGUCCCAGCUGUCCUAGAAGAUGCUGGUUCGGACAUUCUGAUGGAGGCGCUGGGCGCUUUGGGCUGUGAGUGCCGCAUCGAGCCGCAGUGCCUGGCGCGCAGCCUGCGGUGGAGCGGACAGAGGGAGAGGCCUUGCUCACACCGGCCUAAAGCAGUACCCUUAAUGUCCCCACAAAUGCUUCCUGAGGCACCUGCUGAGGAUGAGCAGGAACAGUUGCUGCUGCUGGAAUCCCAGGAGUUUCUUCAAGGUGCUGCCCAGCUGACCCAGAUCACAGGCCCACCCUGCUCCCUGCCCUGGCUCUCUCCUGAGUCCACCCAUCUCCACCUGGCUGUCAUUGGACUGGAUGCAUACCUGUGGUCUCACUAGCCCAGUUCCCAGAAGACACAGCAGCUGGAGAGGUCAACAGAAGGUCAUGCCAAAGAUGCCAUCAGCUGGCCUGAGGUGGAGUCACUGCUGCUUCAGCUCUGUGUGAACAUGGAUGUGCUGCUGGUGGCCUUGUGGCAGGAGCUGAGUCAGCAUGUGUGUGCCUUCACCAAGGCCCUCUCCCAGCGCCCCUCUAAGCAGUACCGGGAGUCCCAGGCCUUUUCCUUCUACAUAGCAGGACACCGGGCUUCAGGCCAGCAAGUGACCAGAGAUGGUUCUGGACUCUGUGAGGUAUGGUGGUGACAGAUCAGGCAGUUUAACCGAAUCAGCCCAGCUGUGGCUGAUGCUGUCAUUACUGCCUUCUCCUCCCCCCACCUUUUGCAGCAAGCUCUUGAGUCCUGCAGCAUAGAGCAGGAACACCUGGGCCUCUUGGCUGACCUCCCGGUGAAGGCUCACAGAGGCAGGCAGCCCCCAAGAGUGGGACCUGACCUCUCACACCGCAUCUGUAUCUUCCUAACCACCAUGAACCUCAACCUCCUGCUGGAUCUGGGCUCCUAACCAAUGCCUGUGGCACCCCCAGGCGUCCUCUUACCCAUCAGCUUAAUAGGACAAGCCCACUGCCCUGGGAACUGACCCAUAAGACUAACCCUGAGGGGCAGGCAAAGGGGUGGAACCCAGCCACAGUACUUUCUCAAAAGCAUGGGGUAGACUCUGUCCAUGGCUGAUCAAGUGUAAGCACCACAGGAGGUGAGGGGGGAAGCUGGGAUAAACAAAAGAGCCUGGGGGAUGGCAGGCAGCCCCUAGAAUGGCUGGGGCUUCACCUCCCCUUGGCUUGUACAGUAGCUGCAG
Messenger RNA from Nannospalax galili (Upper Galilee mountains blind mole rat), 1449 nucleotides. RefSeq names its product essential meiotic structure-specific endonuclease subunit 2 (gene Eme2). The record is from RefSeq and is a predicted model, not a curated record. Gene Ontology annotation, cellular component: Holliday junction resolvase complex; nucleus. Lineage: Eukaryota; Metazoa; Chordata; Mammalia; Rodentia; Spalacidae. Gene Ontology annotation, biological process: resolution of meiotic recombination intermediates; double-strand break repair; replication fork processing. Gene Ontology annotation, molecular function: nuclease activity; DNA binding.